This is a messenger RNA of Bombus impatiens (common eastern bumble bee), 3351 nucleotides long. RefSeq lists its product as uncharacterized. The record is from RefSeq and is a predicted model, not a curated record. Bases 16 to 549 code for a protein of 177 amino acids. The transcript has 2 exons. NCBI's taxonomy places the organism in Eukaryota, Metazoa, Arthropoda, Insecta, Hymenoptera, Apidae.
UACGAGACUGAACGUAUGAAUUUUCUCUUUCCGUUCCAGAUACCAUCGUACGACCCGAACUCUCAUUGUCUGUGCGUCGCCGGUGAAGUAUAUUGUUGGUGGCAGAAUUACAAUCCGAACACCGAUCCUUCCGCCGGCCCCUCGUUCCUCCCAUCGACGACGAUAGAAAGUAAUUACACGCCGUCGCUGGAGGGAAGCACGGAUGCCGUCGACAGUUUGGAAGCUUCCGGUGAUCCGGCGGAGGAGCCUUCUGUCGAGCAACAGGGAUACGCGGAGAUUAACGCGACCUACUCGACUACCUCGCAGCCAGUACCAACUACGUGUCUCGUGAUGGGAAGGGAAUACCGUGAGGGCGAGGUACUUCCGCAUUCGACCGGAAACUGCAUUGAAUGCAGCUGCGGAUCCGAGGGCCGUGUCGAGUGUUCGCCACGGGACUGCGUGGCCCUUCGACCCGAGAUACCAGUUGCACCAGAUAUACCGGACGCACCAGAUGGCGAUUUCGAAGUUUUCAAUCUUGCCAGGGAUCGGGGAAUCGACGAGAGCUUCUAAAAAAUCCGAUAAUAACGAUUGUCGCCUGCUCCAUGAGAUCUUCGAACGCGUGACUCGUGAGAGACUCGACUUUCGUGUAAUCGCGGUCUUCGACGAGUUUCGCCUUUACCUAUUAAGCUUUUCUUUUCUAUUCGGAAUUUGUUGAUCGAUAUGAAUUAUACGUGAAAGUCAAACAAUGUUAAUCAUUACGUUAACGUUAAAAUGAAUUAUUUAAAUUUGUGUGGUUUUUCUGAUUUUGAAAAUGGCGAAUGAAGAGUUAGUAUUGUAUACAUACGUGAAUCAUAGUUUAAUUUUCGUAAAAGUGGGUCAGGAUUCUAAGAGAAAUAAUGAAUUCCUUAAAUAAGUAAUCAUCUUAUCUGUAAUAUUAUCUUUUUAUAGUAUCGAAACUAUAGUGGAUUAAUCACGCUUAAAAAGUAAAAUUAUAACUGUCGUAUUCUUAUUUCUCGCAAAGCUUGUUUCGUUCAAAUGGCAAAGCAUGCUCCAAACUUUCGAGCAGGAGUAUACGAAUGUGUUUUGUAGCAUGUAAAAUUUAUUGAUGAUUUAUGAAUAAUUUGUAACGAUACGAUUGCAACAAUUGGGAAUAUAGCGAAAAAUAAGAUUGGUUAUUUUGUACUAUGAUUCAUACUAAUUCCAUUUGAGAAUUAAUUUAAAAUAGAUAAAACCUUAAAUAUUAGAUUUUAUUAAAAAUUUAUUCUACUAGAAAUAUAACGAUACAUUAAUGAUAGGAAGUAUUAAAAGCGAUACUAGUAGUUAUUUAUGUUAUUUAUAAUAUAAUUUAGUAGUAAUAAUUGUAGAAAUAAUUUUUUUAUAAACUUUGAGGAACAUAUUGGUAUACAUGUUAACCGUAAAUAAUUAAUGUAUUGUAGAGUGAAAAUUGAAUGCAAUUUCUCGCACGAUUAUUUUCGUAUCGAUCAACAAUAUGUUGAUACAUAUCUGUACGAUCAUUGCGUUUCAAAUACCAGUUUACGCAAUCCUCCAGUUUAACGAUCCUCCAACCGUAUGGAAUGAUUUUCUUAUUAAAAAUAUUUAUCUAUGGGUCGAGAUCCAGGUUUUUAACAAACGGAAAGAAUUAUCAAAGUAUUUUUUACGCAUCUCACAACAUAUUAAAAGUCACAUGAUUUUAACGAGAAAAAUAUUCUCGACCGGGAAGUGAUUACACGGUUGAAGGAUCUGUAAGUACUAAUUAGUUUAAUUUAUAUAUCUUCUUAUCCGUGUUCUCUCAAGCCUUAAGCUUUUCUCCUUUUGUUUGAAACGCGAUUCCGGUUGAAAGAGUUCUACGAAAGAGAAAAAGAAAACUCUGAAAAAUCGAUUACCGAUAAUGAAACAAAAGGAACCUUAACUACUUUCUUUUCACAUACCUGAAUAAUUAAACGAGACAGGAAUUAGAUAUAUAUAAUUAUGUAUGAGAAAAGUAAAGAAUACUUAACUUCAAAGAAAAAUAUAUUAUUGCAAAUUACAACGAUGAUUAAAGAGAGAGCAAGGUUCAAUUUCAACGUCGUCGAGUUAUCGUCGUAAUGAUCAGUAGCUUGAAUCGACCCAGGCCAAGCCAAAUAAUAUAUUUAUGUUCAAUUUAGUGAUUUAAUGAGAUCGAUAGACAGCUUUAAGCCAGGACGUUAUUCCAACAUUUACGAGCCAACUGUAAUUUAUUACCCCCAGGACUUCUAAACGUUUCACUAGCGUGGGCCUAAUUUAUCAAACGGUGGAUCUUAGAAACGAUCCAUCUAGAUACCAAUUAAUUACGAACAAAUUUUAUCUAAUCGUAGUGCGUUUGCAAAUUGCAUUUCUUUAUCAGGAUUAAUAUUGUUACCAUUUUUACCAUCCACUACAACUUACUAUUACCUAAGAAACGUUAACGAAUCUUGAGAAAAUGUUCCUCACGCAAGAACCUCCAGCGCCACGAAAGUACCAAACGAUAGAUUAAUAGCGAUUAAGUACUCGUUCCUUAAGAGAACUCACAUUCCUGAUACUUCCUUUUUAUUUCUAACAUUUGAAUUCUUCGAAUAACUUAAACUAGUCCCAGAAGAAAAACUCCGUUUUGAACAAAAUGCUCCGUUUAUUCAUCUUGCGUUUCAUAAUCCUCUUUCAUCGAUGGAAAAAGUGGAGAUUUGCGCACCAGGAUAGAUCCUCGAGCGGUACAAUUUUUCUAUAAGACGACCUACCGACGAUCUAUCCUCAUACCGACGAAUCGUCGCCACGAUCGUCACUAAGUAUCGUGAUUAAGUGAGAACUCUCGGCCAAUUUGGCCACACAUUUUCUAUGUAGACACCCGUAGAUGUUAGAACGCAAGUUUGAACGAUAGGUCCCGCGCGCUUCAGUUCUCUGAAUGAGGGAUCGUUGUAGUUCUCUCGUCUGUUGUACGGUAUUUUGUACGCGUUACGAGAAUGGAAGCGAUUACUUCCCACCAUGUUAACGAUAAACAAAACUAUAUAAUUCUGUAGACGUCGGCCUACAACGUACGAAUUAAUAAGUCGGGUAUGAGAAAACCGGCCUGUUCGGUCUCGGAAUCGAGUACCCGUUUUAAGAGAAGAAGCGUUACAGAGCUUGGAUAGUUCUGGAUCUUUGUCAUAAGAUCGUAAAUGAUACUCGUGUCAUUCAUAUCUUUCGUCAUAUUCUAGUCGAGACGUAGCCAUAUCCUGUUCACGGUCGGUACGUUCGGCCUUGUAGCUUGGAUCGUAGGGACGGCAAUGCCUUGCUACUCCUACUACGAAGAAAGCACGACCUGUACGAGACGUUGAGAAAGCUUAUUGAACAAACUCGAUUGGCUUGUGGCUCGCAAGCCGGCAAUCUGGUGAAACGAUCUUU